AUGGAGCAGGGAGGGCGCUGCUUGGGGGCUCGGCUGUGGGAGAGAAGAGCUCCUGCUCCUGCGGCAAGGCACACAGGGAGGAAAAAGGCCGGCGUCGAGCACCUCGCUGUGGCCCAGCCCAGCUUCCUUUUUCCCAAUUCCCACCACGUGAGUAGAAGCUGCACAACCAACAGCAAACAGCGCAACGCCCAGAGGCACACGCGCGAUACGAACCAGCAGGCAACCAACUGCCGAGGGAGAAUCGGAGCCCUAGCUAGCGGAAUAGGAGACGGCGGCGCGCUACCCUCCUCCAUCUCUGGCGCCUCCUCCAUCUCCGGUGCGGCGACAUCGUCCCGCUCGGCCCCUCCUCCAUCUCCGGCGCGGCGGCGCCAGCAGCCGGCGUGCAGGAAGAGGAGGUGGAAGCAAGGAUCAGAUUGCUUGAAGUGUGAAAAAAUGAUUACUCGCAUGCAUGCUAGCUGUUGGCGUAACAUCCAGCCGAUGGAGAGAUUUUAGUUUGCUAGAUGUAUAUUUAUACUUCUGCAUGUAAUAGAAAUGAAAGAUCACUUCAAAAAUUUAGGAAAUUCGUGUAUGCUACUAUUUUUAUAUGUUCAUCACUGGAAUCGUGUUCUAAACAAAUAUAUGUUGGAAUUCAAAGUCAAAGAUUGAUCUCUUUCUUUUACUAAUCAAAUUUCAUAUAUUCUGAGUUA
Zea mays is the source of this 686-nucleotide messenger RNA. RefSeq lists its product as uncharacterized. Bases 1 to 492 code for a protein of 163 amino acids. Lineage: Eukaryota; Viridiplantae; Streptophyta; Magnoliopsida; Poales; Poaceae. The transcript is spliced from 3 exons. The record is from RefSeq and is a predicted model, not a curated record.